CUACGCUGUGGAGAGGACGCCAGCGUACCGACCUGUAAAUGAACGAUUGAAAAGCUAACAUUUAUUAGAUAUUUGAUAUAUGCCAAAAUGACGAGGAAAGUUGUUUUGGUGACCGGUGCUAACAGUGGUAUUGGCCUUGCAUUGUGCGAGCGGCUCCUGACUCAGGACAGCCAGAUCCAGCUGUGCCUGGCUUGCAGGAACAUGCAGAGGGCCGAGGCUGCCCAACAGGCUCUGCUGACCUCUCACCCCGAUUCAGAGGUGGCCUUGCUCAAACUAGACGUGGGCAACCUCCGCUCGGUUCUACAUGCAGCCCAAGAGGUCAAAUUAAGGUAUAGCAGACUGGACUACAUCUAUCUCAAUGCUGGAAUCAUGCCCAAUCCUCAACUGGAUAUCAAAGCCUUUUUCAAGGGUCUGUUCUCAUGCAACGUUAUCAAUAUGUUUGCAACAGCCGAGGGCAUUCUUACCCAAACAGACAAUGUUACCUCAGAUGGACUACAGGAGGUUUUUGCCACCAAUCUAUUUGGACAUUUUCUUUUGGUCAGAGAGCUGGAACCUUUAUUAUGUAAGCCUGAUCAAACCUCGCAGGUGAUUUGGACGUCGUCCAGCAAUGCCCACCGAUCUGCCUUCAGCCUUGAGGACCUUCAGCACCAGAAGGGCACGGAGCCUUACAGCUCCUCCAAGUACGCCUCAGACCUGCUCAGUGUUGCGCUGAACCGCAAGCACAAUCAGCAGGGCUUGUAUUCGUCUGUGAUUUGCCCAGGACUGGUAAUGACCAAUCUGACAUAUGGGAUCCUGCCAUCCUUCUUUUGGACACUAUUCAUGCCCAUUUUGUGGCUGAUUAGAGUCUUCACCAACACAUUCACCUUGACACCUUACAAUGGAGCUGAGGCAUUGUUCUGGCUGUUCAUGCAGAAACCUGAGUCCCUGGAUCCUCUGGUCAAAUACCACAGUUUGACCUCUGGGCUUGGCAACAACUACACUCAGCCUCACAAGAUGGAUAUUGAUGAGGACUGGUCAGAGGCCCUUUAUAAAAAGCUUCAAGACCUUGAAGACAAAUUACGGAAGAAAUUGGCAGAGGAAGAACAUCAGAAUCAAUAAUAUAUGUCACCAGUAAUUUGAGCAAAAUCCUUUUAUCUGUAGGGCUAUUUUGGUCCCAACCCAAACAUGGAAACACUGAAAAGACUGUUGGUUCCCACACUUCAGGUCCUUUGGUCAAUGAGUUUACACCUACUGAUGCAAUACAAAAGACAACUUUGGCAACUUUUAUUUAAUUCAUCAAGGAAACAUGUGAUUAUGCAAUAGUUGCUCAUUUUAAAGAAAGAUUUUUUUGUUUUUGCUGUCACAUUUCACUAUUAAAUGACAUACGAUGACAGGAUCGUUUAUUAUGCUAUAGAAAUGUGUCUGUCACCUCUUUGAAGUUACCCUUCUAAAACAAAAACGUUUUGUAAAGUCUUAUGAUGUGACCUUUGGGGAAUAGUAAGAUAAUUAACAUUCCAGUGCUAGUUUGAGGAAUCAGUACAAUUUGCUUUGGGGGAUGCUGCAUCAGCUCUGCUAUUCCUUCAGGCUGCAAGAGCCUAUCAGGUGAAGUCUACAUCUAAUGCAUUAUGUUGCAUCUAAAGUAUAUCUUUGUGACAUAAUCAUCCUAUUUAAAUCCACAACAGGCCCUGAACAUCAGUCCAAAUGAUCUGCUCAUUACUGAACUGUCCUCUUGACAGGACCACUAGCGGUUCUGGUUUGAAUGAUGUCACUCUGUCCCUCUCAGCCUCACUGUUCUGUUGUGAACACAGAGCAGCCAUCCGGAAUCAGAUAAAGGACAGGCUGGGGCACAGGGACACUGAGUCUGCAGUGUCAUCACCUUCCAUUGCUGUGACCUGGGUCGGCAUGGGAACUCUAGUCACAAUAGCACUGGCUCUCUAGAGUUAAGUGUGGCAGUUUGCAUUUCCCCUCUAUGAAAUGUGAUCAAAUGUCCGCUGCUUAGGCAAUGUUCUUUUUUAGCCUGUUAUUUUCCAGAUAACUAGGCUACCUACACUGAAUUUAUUUGUUGGCAUAUUCUAUAGCAAGUUUUAUUCAAUUAAAAAAAUGCAUUUAAAAAAUAUGAUAGGUGCACAGUGUGUGCUUUACCUCUGGGAUGUAUAAUUGUCUUCCACAUGCCACUGUUUUGUGCUUUCAGCAGGUGUGUUUUGAGUGCCUUUGUGUACAUUCCAUUUAAAUAAUAAUCAAUGACCGUAUGAGUCUGCAUUACAUGUGACAUACAUAAUGUAUUCAUGUCAAUAACUGUGAUUCGUGGUU
Messenger RNA from Sardina pilchardus (European sardine), 2289 nucleotides. It is a transcript of the gene hsd17b7, whose product is annotated as hydroxysteroid (17-beta) dehydrogenase 7. Gene Ontology annotation, biological process: cholesterol biosynthetic process. The coding region runs from base 88 to 1098 and encodes 336 amino acids. Gene Ontology annotation, molecular function: estradiol 17-beta-dehydrogenase [NAD(P)+] activity; 5-alpha-androstane-3-beta,17-beta-diol dehydrogenase (NADP+) activity; 3-beta-hydroxysteroid 3-dehydrogenase (NADP+) activity. The transcript is spliced from 9 exons. The record is from RefSeq and is a predicted model, not a curated record. Lineage: Eukaryota; Metazoa; Chordata; Actinopteri; Clupeiformes; Clupeidae. Gene Ontology annotation, cellular component: endoplasmic reticulum membrane.